Hibiscus syriacus is the source of this 470-nucleotide messenger RNA. Its product is annotated as mitochondrial import inner membrane translocase subunit TIM8-like. The record is from RefSeq and is a predicted model, not a curated record. Bases 117 to 353 code for a protein of 78 amino acids. The transcript has 2 exons. NCBI's taxonomy places the organism in Eukaryota, Viridiplantae, Streptophyta, Magnoliopsida, Malvales, Malvaceae.
UCCACGGCAUUUCCUUAGGGUUUUUGCGAAUAUUUGUCGAGGUCGUAAGAGGGUUUUAGGCUGAUUUUCUUCUUGGCUGCCGUUGCAAAACCAGUGCUUAAUUCGGUCUUCUACAAAUGGAUUCAUCAGCUCUCAAUUCUCCCGAUUUGCAACGAUUCCUCAAUCAAGAAAAGGAGAAGGCCAUGGUCAAUGAGAUGGUGGCAAAGCUUACAAGUGUGUGCUGGGACAAGUGUAUCACAAGCACUCCUGGGAACAAAUUCAGCUCGAGCGAAUCGGCUUGCCUUUCUAAUUGUGCUCAACGGUUCAUGGACAUGACCAUGAUCAUUAUGAAACGCGUUCAGUCCAUGCAGUAAACCUCGACCAGGCUAUGCAUGCAGUCAUGGUUACAAAUUAGCUUUUCCUGCAAAAUUUGCUGUAUUUUUUUAAACCGAUACUCUGUAUUUGAAAUUCCUAUACAAGGACAUCUUUUG